AUAGAUAAUGCAGCAGCGAUUGUAGAAAUUGGAAUAGAUUCUCAUUAAAUUUAAUGACAAGCACUAACUAGUAAUUGAAUAUAUGAAUUCUUAUAGUUAAGAAGAGGAAUAUAUGUGGGAUUUAUUAUUAAUGCAGGCUUAUUCUACUCCUAAGUAAUUAAUACUUCCUUCACAAUUAGAUGACUAAAUUUGCAGCAUUGAAAAGAAUGCAAGAAUAUAUGGUUGAAAAAACCUAACAAUUCGAAAGCAGAUUGAAUUCUGAGCAAGAGUAAAUUAUCAAAUCUCUCAAAGAGUGAGUGUGAAUAAGAGAAACUUUUUAAAUCCAAUACAAUUAAUC
Messenger RNA from Paramecium octaurelia, 337 nucleotides. Lineage: Eukaryota; Ciliophora; Oligohymenophorea; Peniculida; Parameciidae. The record is from the annotation of a GenBank genome assembly.